This is a messenger RNA of Pectinophora gossypiella (pink bollworm), 1991 nucleotides long. RefSeq names its product MKRN2 opposite strand protein. The coding region runs from base 204 to 848 and encodes 214 amino acids. The transcript has 4 exons. NCBI's taxonomy places the organism in Eukaryota, Metazoa, Arthropoda, Insecta, Lepidoptera, Gelechiidae. The record is from RefSeq and is a predicted model, not a curated record.
UUCAGAACGCAAAAUAAAAGUGGCUUCAAGAUGUGAAAGGUGGACCUUACGAGAUUCUAAUUAGCUUUUGCUUAGUGAAUGAGUUAUUUAACUUUAAUUUACGGGCUUCGUUUGCCUAGGGCUUCCUGGAUAAGUGGUGUUCAAAGAAGCACUGUUAAAAGUUAGCGUUUCAUUGAAAAUACAGUAAUAUUAUACAUCCAAAAAUGGAUCCGGGUAUCCUUUGUUUCCACCAUUGUGAUCAUAAGGUAUUUUGUACUAUUAUUCCCGAACAAUGCCCUGUGUGUAAACAGAAACUUGAUAGGUACGACUACAAUCUGUUGCCGUUUAGGGUGCCGUAUCCUUUCGUGAAGGCGUCUCAGCACCCUCGGGCCAUAGUCAUGAAACCUACACAUGGAGAUUUCCUCAAUGACUAUUAUAACUCGAAAGACUUACACAUAGGUGUGACCAACUCUCAUGGUUGUGUGGUGGAGUUCAGUGAGCAGGGCAUCCGUGGAGUGGACCCCACCACUGGGAAGUGGAGCACUUGUGACACCACUGCCAUUUGGGACCAGUGUUUGCUCUUAGAGCAGUUUGAUGAGCUGUGGAAUGAGAUCUGGGACAGUGUGCUGCUGAAGGUGGGAUUGAGUCCGCUGUGGGAGGCAGGGAGAUAUAAUGAAGAGCGACACAACUGUUUCACAUUUGUUCUCGCUUUUCUGCGUGCCUUGGACUGCGGGGAGCUUUCUGAAAAAGCCCAGGAUCCGAAGCUGUUUUGCAAGCAAUAUGUGGUUCCUCGUACGUCCGCGGCAGGGAAGUAUAUAUCUCUCUACCGGCAGCUCAAGAGGCAAAACUACUUCAUCCAGAACCAAUGAUAGCCUACAUUAAUGUUCAUCUUAAUAUUAUUGUAUCGUAUCUAUUUAUUCAGUAUUAACUGUGAUGUUUAGUGCUAGAUAUAAGACUCUUUAAAUUCAAGUGCAUUUAAUUUAGACCAAAAGAUAAUUUAGUUACUUCUACUCUUAUUUCUUUAUCUAUUUAAUAGAUAUAUUUUGAAGUAUGUGUCUUCUAUCAAUAUUAUUUAAUCUAUGAUUGUAUUCUAUAUUUAAUUCAUAGGUGUAUAUUAAAAGUGGUCCAUGUGGAAAUGACCUGUCUUGCCAAUCAUCUUAAGUCAUUCCAUUAAUGUAAGUAGUUUUCAUUUCUUUCUCAUACAUUUAUCACAUAUCCUUGCUAUAGUAGAUAUUGGUGAAUACUUGUGGCUGUAUUAAGGGAUUGAUGUAAUUGUCAAUUAGUGUACUCUAUACAUAUACAUACCAUUGCUCACUUAAUAAUAAAUGUGUCAUUUUCAUGUCAUUUCUCAUCUCCAUAAUUAGUAACCAUAAUCAUUGCUGUAGAUACUAUAUACUACUCCUUGGAAAUCUCAACUGUACAAGCAUGCAUGCUAUCCUAUGCCUUUCCUAUCUAAAGUUUCCAAUCUGUUGGUAUAUUAUAAAUAUUGUAGUAUAUAGUUUUCUUUGAUAUAAUUUACAACUACAUGGUUGUAAUUAAUUGAUGAGCCAAGUCACAUCUGUAUUUUAGCUGCUUAAUAGAUGUUGUGGGCAGUUUCAGUAAAGGUGUGCUUAGGAAUGUAGAAUUUGUAACCCCAUUACUGGCGCUGGAAGCUCAAAAAUCUCAAAAUGAAAACCGAAUCUUACUUAUUCUAUAUAUGGUUGUAAAGAUAAGUGUUGCCGUAACAAACUUUGUGUGGAUGCAAUCAAAGUAGAGGCUAACUUCGAUUUCAGUUAAACUUAUUCAAAGACUUGAGUCAUCUCAUAUAAACACUCGAAUAUCACUGCAUAUCUUGACAUCAAAACCAUCCAGCGAAAACUACGCACAGCUUUACGUGGCUUAUAGAAUAAGUCUUUGAAUGCCAUUAGUAACUGCCCUAUUCAUACUUAAUGAGACUUGAAUUUUGUAAAACGAUCUCGAAGACAAAUUUCUAGGUGCUAUGUUUAAAAUAAAGUGUUUGUUAAAAUUGAAAA